This is a messenger RNA of Serendipita indica DSM 11827, 1413 nucleotides long. NCBI's taxonomy places the organism in Eukaryota, Fungi, Basidiomycota, Agaricomycetes, Sebacinales, Serendipitaceae. The record is from the annotation of a GenBank genome assembly.
AUGGUCUGUGUGGCCCAUGUCAACGACGCUCUCCUGGUCGUGCUGGUCACAACCAUUUCAUCUGGAACCUCAUUUCCUGUCGCAGUACUAUCAAACGAUGCACAAAUCUCUGCUCCGACUGGACGUGUGGCCCCUCUCUUGCGAUCUUUGGCACCAUUUAGGGUCACUCCAAUAGUACAAGAGGCUCAAGAGAACAUAUCCGGACAUUCAAGCACCGAGAUGCCUGCCACACCUCUUGCCUUGGAACAGUCUGCGUUUGCAACAAUUACACGACCGGAUGUCAUGAUCUCGAUUGAAGAGCCCUCGGUUACUGUGAUGACUACAAAUACGGAAACUGUGACCGCUCGGCCAUCUCCGCCUCAUGCCUCGGGCUCAUUUCCCUUUUCUCCUUUUCGCUCUAUUGAAUGGACUUUACCCUCACAAUACGGCUCACUCGAUGAUGCAUUUGGUAUCCAUCACUUUGCCUAUGGAAGGGAAAACCUAUCCACAGAGCCCACGAGCGGAGGCACAUCACUGCUGAAAGUGACAUAUCCUCGAGGUUCCUACUCUCCUUCGCAUUAUCCAAGAGGUGGUGCAGACUUUUAUUCGACGCCAUCAUUGAUAGGGUGGGAUAGCGGGAGGAGGAAGAAGAGAAAUGUCGACGAGGAGAUGCUCCAGCGCGCAAGGAACGUGACGUUUGAGUAUAGCGUUUGGUUUCCACCCGAGUUUGACUUUGUGAAGGGCGGAAAGUUGCCUGGAUUGUACGGUGGUCACGAAAAGUGUAGCGGAGGGGACGAUGGAUUGGGCUGCUUCAGCACACGAUUGAUGUGGAGAGGCGACGGUAAAGGUGAACUGUACCUCUACGCCAGGAAGGAUGUUCAAUCACCGUCACUUUGCGCAACGCCACCCCGUUCGGCAUGCAACUCCGUUUACGGACUAUCCAUUGGUCGAGGGAGCUUCACAUUCAAGAGAUCGUCAUGGACACGAGUCAAGCAGACGGUUUGGUUAAAUACUCCUGGCAUCAAUGACGGCGGGUUUGUGCUCGAAGUUGGAUACGCAGAUGAUGGACCAAUGCAGGUUGUUAUGAGCAAUGCUGAAGUCUACUACCGUAGCGCAACAGUGCCGGAUUACUCACUGUCCUCAUGGGAAAUCGACGACAUGUACAGUGAGGACGAUGAUCCAGAUCGACAGCUGUCAUCGGAGGAUGUGAUAUUUUCCCCGAUGGGGAGUGUACCGCCGCUCAUCUUUCAUGGGCAAGAGCGCUUGCAUGUGACGAAACCAGUUACGGUCACCGUCGAUGCGAUUCAAGGGAUGAGCGCAGUCACACAUCCCAAUCUCUCUACGGGAGUAUCUACGGCCGUUGUCAGUGUGACCAGCAAGUGUGAGCUCGCCAAGCAGAAGCGAGCGGCCAUUCCCAGUGCUAACGAGGGCUGA